Molecule: messenger RNA, 497 nt
Organism: Phytophthora nicotianae INRA-310
Lineage: Eukaryota; Oomycota; Peronosporomycetes; Peronosporales; Peronosporaceae
Exons: 1
Coding region: 1-261 (86 amino acids)
Source: RefSeq, a predicted model, not a curated record
AUGCCGCUGUCAGAUCUGACGGCGCGGCUGUCAGCAGCGAUUCUAUUAAUGCUACACGGCGCUGGUAUCAGCAUGAUGGAGAGCAGUAGGAAGGGGCAUUGGUGGUGCGACUCAGGGUGCAGUGAGCACGGAUGGAGAGCAGCAAAGGGCAUUGUUGGUGCGGCUCAGGGUGCAGUGAACACGGGUGUUGUGACGUUCGGGUAUCAGCACGGUAUCUGCACGAUGUACUUUCGAAUGUGCGAUGCAGGGGUUGAAAUGUGAUGGUGCUGGUACUCUGUUGGUGUGGUUCGGUGGCUUGAAGCAGUGAAUAUAUGGUGUUGAUGGAGAGAUGCUGUGGAAUAUGUAGACGCUUUUUUAUUCGUACUGGGAUUACUUUACUUUACUACGUGGUGAUAACGUGAGCGGAGCACUGGCACCGGAAGAAUUGUCUGUUUCGCCGACUGUAAGAGAAAGUCAGCUCUUGUAGUGGAGGGAUUUCUUUGGUUGCGAAUAUGCCG